AUGGUUUUUUGUUGCAAGAAAAGACAGAGUCAGGCAGUGAGUACCAUGAAAAACAAAGCACGUGAAGCUAAAGACAAAGCCUCAGAAAUGGAGCAUUGUGCGCAAGACCACACUCGAGGGUCAAAGGAUCAAAUCGGCAGUUACCUUUCGGAGAAAGCUGGCGCGGUCAAAGACAAGACUUAUGAAAUAGCUGAAUCUGCCAAGCAGAAGGGGGCUGCUGAUGCUAUGAAGCACACAUUUGGCAUUGCUGAUGUUGAUCAGGAUGAUUCGAACGUUAAUACUAGGACUAGGAGGGAUUAA
This is a messenger RNA of Fraxinus pennsylvanica, 300 nucleotides long. The record is from the annotation of a GenBank genome assembly. NCBI's taxonomy places the organism in Eukaryota, Viridiplantae, Streptophyta, Magnoliopsida, Lamiales, Oleaceae.